CCGCGCGCACGAUGAGCGGUCCCGUCAAGAAGCUCGCGGGCGAAGCCGCGAAGAAGGGCGGUCUCCUGAACACGCUCAUGAAGGCCGCGCCGUGGAAGAUCACCGGCCCGGCGUCCGGAGCGGAGUGGAAGGAAGUCCCCAUCGGCGCGGAGGAGUACCGCGUCGUCGCCCCAGCGAGCCAACCCGCGACGGUUCGCAUCCCGCACUCGGAGCCCGAGCGAGUCUUCGACGUGAGGUACUACGAGCGAGACACGCGCCGCGCGCACGAGGUGGCGCUUCACGGGAGUCCCAAGACGACGACGACGGAGAUCACGAGAGAAAACUUCGACGCGCACCUGAGAGCGUUCGAGGAGUCCGGGCAGCUCAAGGCGUUCGCGGAGGGGAAAGGCAACAGGGUCGGGUUUCAGGACCCGGGGGCGGAGGGGUCGGAGUACGUCAAGGUGUCGAUGCUCGACAACACGAACGGAGGGUACACGUGAUCGGUCGUCGUUUGUUUUUCGGGAAAGUUGGAUCCGGGUGUAUUUCGACUCCGCGACGCGGUAGCGAUGAGUUAGUCAUCGAUCACAGUGUAAGUAAACCACGAUACGAUUG
This is a messenger RNA of Micromonas pusilla CCMP1545, 591 nucleotides long. RefSeq lists its product as uncharacterized. The coding region runs from base 12 to 479 and encodes 155 amino acids. NCBI's taxonomy places the organism in Eukaryota, Viridiplantae, Chlorophyta, Mamiellophyceae, Mamiellales, Mamiellaceae. The record is from RefSeq and is a predicted model, not a curated record. The transcript has 3 exons.